AUGAAGACCAGCGUCCUCUUUCUCCUGGCGCUCGGCCUCUGGCGCGCGGCGGCGGUCCCGGAUUAUACGUUCUUGCUGCGAGCGAGGCAGGCGGGGUGCGAUCCGCCGUAUUGCGAUAUGCCGUAUUGUGAGUGUUUGGAUGGAGACCCAGCUUGUGAGACUAGUGUUUGCUGCGAGGGAUGUUAA
This is a messenger RNA of Amorphotheca resinae ATCC 22711, 186 nucleotides long. RefSeq lists its product as hypothetical. The record is from RefSeq and is a predicted model, not a curated record. The transcript is spliced from 2 exons. Bases 1 to 186 code for a protein of 61 amino acids. NCBI's taxonomy places the organism in Eukaryota, Fungi, Ascomycota, Leotiomycetes, Helotiales, Amorphothecaceae.